AUGCUCCCAGCAGCGCCGCCCAGAACCGCCGCUGGCGGGCGCGGUUUCCGCGCGCACAGCGGCAGCUGCACCAGCAGCGCCUUCCUCGCCUCCCUCUUCCUGCUUCUCCUCGCACGCGCCGCGAUCUGCGACCCAUCACCCGUGUCGCUGAGGUGGAUUCGGCUGGAGCAGACGCACGACAUGCUGGGGUGGACGCCGUCCGUCUACUUCCAGUGCGAGGGCGAGGAGAAGCGCGCGCUCACGGGCGUCGAGAGCGCCAAUGUGGAUUACAAUUUCACCCUGCACGAGUCGUUCCAGCCCCUGACAGAGUUGCAGCCGCCGCAGUGCAAGCGGUGCGGCAUGUUUGAGGCGGACUCAUGGACGCGAGACGACACCUUUGCCAUCUUCGAGCUCUGCCCCCUCGCCUUCUCCGCGCCGCCUGCCUCCCAGCUGCACCUCAACUUCACUGGGGAGUUCCGUGCUGUGCUCUCCUGCCCUGCCUGCAACCCCAAUGGGAAAGCGCUUUACUCCGAAGAAGGAACAGCGGACAGCGGCCCGCUCUCCCCCAUCCUCAUCACCUUGGCAGUCAUAGGCGGCCUCUCAUGCCUCGCGGCCCUCACCCCCUCCCCCCAUUCUCCCUCACCCCCUCCCCCCAUUCUCCCUCACCCCCUCCCCCCAUUCUCCCUCACCCCCUCCCCCCAUUCUCCCUCACCCCCUCCCCCCAUUCUCCCUCACCCCCUCCCCCCAUUCACCCUCUCCGCCCUCCAAUCUGCAGAAGGAACAGCGGACAGCGGCCCGCUCUCCCCCAUCCUCAUCACCUUCGCGGUCAUCGGUGGCCUCUCAUGCCUCGCGGCCCUCGUCGCGCUCCUCGUCUUCCUCGCCCGCCGCAACCACUACUCCUUCUCCUUCACACUCCCGCUCUUCCUGCGGCGCCGCAUCGAUCCCAACACAGCCAAGUUCCUGGAGAUGUUCGAGGAGGAGGAGGAGGAUGGAUUGAUGGAGGCACGGUUGAGGCAUGGCGGAGAGGGGUUGGGGGGCUCGUAUGUGGAUUCUUCGGCGGCGGUGGUGGUGGUUGGGGAUGGGAGGGUGGGGGGUUCGGGCUUUACUAUUGCUCCGGAUCAUUCGCGACAGGAUGAUUGA
This is a messenger RNA of Closterium sp. Naga37s-1, 1119 nucleotides long. The record is from the annotation of a GenBank genome assembly. Lineage: Eukaryota; Viridiplantae; Streptophyta; Zygnematophyceae; Desmidiales; Closteriaceae.